Messenger RNA from Amyelois transitella, 1419 nucleotides. RefSeq lists its product as uncharacterized. Bases 126 to 1322 code for a protein of 398 amino acids. Gene Ontology annotation, molecular function: calcium ion binding. Lineage: Eukaryota; Metazoa; Arthropoda; Insecta; Lepidoptera; Pyralidae. The record is from RefSeq and is a predicted model, not a curated record. The transcript has 8 exons.
UCAUUCAAGUUUGCUGAUGUUUAUUCUUGCACAUAUUUCACAAUGUUUUUCAAGUGAAUUAUGAAAGGAAAAUGUCUUUAAUAAACUUGUUGUGCUUAAGCGCUACCUAGGAGUUUAAUCAUAUAAUGAGUUUAUCCACUUUUAUGAACUUAAUAAUAAGUUCGUGCGGUGAAACUUUAUAUAGGUUAUGUAAGUGGUAUCCAAGCACCAUGAAGUUGGAUUGGUUUAUAAACGGUCGUAGCGACGGGUGCAUGGCCAUUUCCCCCCGGACUACGAUGUCGGAGGUUGCUAACGGUGACUUAGCUGAAGAAAACUGCUUGUUCGAUAUGGACGCUUGCUAUGAAACUUUUGACAAAGAUGGUGAUGGGAAGCUGAACUUCGAGGAGUUCCGGCUGAUCUGCAAGGCUCUGUUCCGCAAUGACAAGGGUCACAUAUACCAACUCCCAGAAGAGAGGGCGCGUCACAUCUUCCAGGUGUUUGACAAGAAUGCCGACGGCUUUGUGGAUAAAGAGGAAUUCACGUUCUGCUGGAACCAUUGGAUUAAAGUCAUUGUACGGCCAGUGAGCGCAUUCCUGAUUGUGGAUGUUCAGAACGAUUUCAUAUCAGGGACUCUCAACAUCAGCAAGUGUAACGCCCAACAAGAUGGUAGCGAGGUGGUGGAGCCGAUAAACAGACUGCUGGAGACUGUGCAGUUUGACUGCGUCUUCUACUCUCUGGAUUGGCAUCCCCCUGACCACGUGUCGUUCAUAGACAACGUACACAUGAGGGAGUUGCACCCCUCUUGUCCGAUACCAGCCGAUAAGGCUCAGGCGUAUGACACGGUUAUAUUCGCUGGGCCACCGCCGAUGAAGCAGAGACUCUGGCCCCGGCACUGCGUCCAGGACACUUGGGGGGCGGAGUUGCACAAGGAUCUGAAGGUAGUAGAAGGCGCCGUGAAAGUGUACAAAGGGACAAAUCCCGAAGUGGACUCCUACUCAGUGUUUUGGGACAACAAGAAGUUGACCGACACAAGUCUCAUUUCUCAGCUGAGGAUGCGGGGAGCGACAGACAUCUUUAUAUGCGGACUGGCUUAUGAUGUCUGUGUUGGCGCAACGAUAGCUGACGCCCUAUCGAUCGGCUACCGCGCCAUACUCAUUGAGGACGCUAGCCGCGGUGUGGACCUCGCCGACAUAGAGAAGACAAAGUCGAGCAUAGUGAACAACAACGGGGUCAUUGUCAACUCGGACGAGGUGCUAGCAAUGGUGGAAGGUCGUGACCGACGACCCGAGUUGGGCUACAAAUUGGCCAUGGAGCUUAAGAACGCUAUGGAAGACGAACAGUGAACACCCUGUAUUUAGUUAAGUUAUUUAUUUUUUAUUUUUUUUAUUGUUAUAAUGGCGUAAAAUGAAGAUCGCUCCGUCUAAGAAACUUUAAAAUUCU